CAUAAACGACGAAAAUAACGUUGCACCGCCUGUAAAUUGGAAUUUUACGAAUUUUUUGAUUACCUUUUUAAAUACUUGAAAUUCUUUACAUGCUUUCAUCAAGAUAAGAAACAAGCCGGGAUGCAUGAACUAUUUUCCACGGUUUUGACAAGGAAAGACCUGUCGAAAGCUGGAGAAUUGUUUUCCCUGGAAGAUAAUGACAUCAAGAAUGACUUGACGGAGGUUCUGGAGAGUAUCUGUGAGAUUGCUAAGAGCCCGGAUUAUUCCUCAAGCGACAAUGAUCAGAGUGUCGUAGAAAUAUGUAUCACCCGGGUCACCUCUGCAAUAAGAGAGACACACAGUAUAGAAGAGAAUGCAGCUGGACUGGUUAAACUCCUCGAAGUUUGUUACUCUCACAACUUGAAACAGUCAGUCAAAGAUACAGAUCCCCCACAUGUUAAAAUAGCAUCAGACAUUAUGAGUUGUCUAUUUAUGAUUAUUCAUGACUUGGCAAUACCAUAUGCUGUAAAGUUCCUCACAUGUGAUCAUAAGGAGUUAAGCCACAAUGUUGCCAGUUAUCUUUCCUUAGCAGCCAUUGACAAUGCAGAUAUGCUUGCCAAAUAUAUGGACCUCAUUGUAUCCAGUAUCUUGAAAGGAAAGUGUGCUUUGGCUCGCGUGCUACCUCAGAUUUUUACCCAGAACUCUGACCCAGUUAUACAACAUGUGGAUGAGCUGGUGGCAAUGGUGGAACAGUGCGGGGUGUCUGAACGUGUUAGUCUUUUACAAGUGUUCGGAAUGAUAGCAAAAUCAAAACCCAGGGUCCUGGAGAAACACAUAUCACUUUUUUGUAAAUAUAUCUCUGUAAGCACCUUACUUCCAUUGAUACUUACAAUGUUUGUUGACAUGGCAACAGCCAAUCCAGUCGUGUUUGUUGAUCAUGUGACAUCAUUGAAGGAAAUAGCUGAACAACAACCUGUAUAUAUACACCAGGUGGUACAAAUUAUUGGUGCAAUAGGAACUGUGUCACAGGUACAUGCAGUUAAAACUAUGAACUAUUUAGUGUCAUUAUUAUCUACGCUGAGCGACCAAUCAGCUCUGGUUGUGAUAUUACAAGAAAUAAAAGCACUUGGACUGCUACAUCACAAUUUACUGGCGGACAACAUCACGGAAAUCAGUAAAUUAUCGCAGUGUGGCUCAAGUGCUGUAAGAAUACUCGUACAUCAGUUGAAAGAUGAUCAUAAAAAAUAUUGUGGUCAGAAGGAAAUGAGAUCUGUGUCAAGUCAGACUGAAGGAACGGUCACGAUCAUCACCGUUGGUAACCCUGCGUAUCCUAGCAACGUGGUUGGUGUAAGACAACAACAACAAUCCAAUAGUACUAGGUCAAGUCAACAAAGUCUUUCUAAAGCUUCCAGAAAUAGUUCAUCAAAUGUCCGAGCGUUAAAUGAUCGACCUGUAAGUCCCGCCUCUACUUUGGACAGAGCAUCAUUAAACAGUGCCCUCACAUUGAGCAGUCAUUCUGGAUUGCCACCGGAACCAGUUCGAGAUGGGGUGCAGCAUUUUUGUGAGAAGCAUUUAAGUACGAUACGUAACUUUAUCAGCAGUUUGUCGGCCAGAAUACCUCUUCCAGCUAAAUGCAGCAUUGUUGAUGGCCGACAUAAACGGUAUGUAAGACUGAACUUUCAGUGUGGAAUAAAUGGGAAACAUUGUUUAUACGGUAAACAGUUCUUUACAUUGAAUACAAAACUACCAAAAACAUGGAUACAUCUCAUGUUCUUAGCUGUUCAGGCCCAGUCACAGUCGGCUUUGAGUCAGCAGGAUUAUAACGUGAGCAGUUUGAAGGCAUGCUGGGAUGCUUUAUACCCGGAGAAAGGCAACAGCGGUUAUCUCACUCUCGUUACUUCAUCAUUCCCUGUUGCUAAGGACCAAGAUGCUUUGUUACAAGAGAUGCACAAUGUGCGAUACUUUGAUGUGUUUGAGUUUAACGCAGUGAAGAAAUACUGGGCAUGUUUUAUGUGUAACCAUCCAGAGAAGAUGUCAGAAUUGAUGCCAGAUGGCAACCCUGUUAUAGCUGGUCAGCUAAAAGAAAAGAAGGGCAGAUGGAAGUUUUUAAAGCGUUGGAAGACAAGAUAUUUCACAUUGUCUGGUACCCAGAUUAGCUACAACAAAAGUGAUUCUAGAAAAGAAACAUUACCAGUUAGAGAGAUACAGAGUGUUAAAGCUGUGAGAAAAGGUAUACGUGACAUUCCAAAGGCAUUCGAAAUAUUCACUUCCGAUCAGAAUUAUGUAUUCAAGGCCAAAGGUCAACAGAACAUUGAACCCUGGGUACAGUGUAUCCAUUUAGCUGUGGCCAAGGCUAAUGACGAGGGCGCCGAGGAGCACCAGGUUGUGGAGGACAUGAUGUUACACAGACCGAGGGCUGCUGUGCGAGAUACCAAGUUAUAGCACUGUCUAUUCCAUUGUAAUUAAAGAAUGAUGCUAUUGGAUUGAUGUCAUUGGUCAGAUGCCAUUGGAUUGAUGUUAUUGGUCUGAUGCCAUUGGAUUGAUGUUAUUUGUCUGAUGCCAUUGGAUUGAUGUUAUUGGUCUGAUGCA
Molecule: messenger RNA, 2568 nt
Organism: Ruditapes philippinarum (Manila clam)
Lineage: Eukaryota; Metazoa; Mollusca; Bivalvia; Venerida; Veneridae
Product: ventricular zone-expressed PH domain-containing protein 1-like
Exons: 15
Coding region: 121-2421 (766 amino acids)
Biological process (GO): regulation of signal transduction
Cellular component (GO): plasma membrane
Molecular function (GO): phosphatidylinositol-5-phosphate binding
Source: RefSeq, a predicted model, not a curated record